AGUGCUACGCAGCUGCGUUUAAAUUACCUCAACUGUUUUCCAGCCGUAUAAAAUACGGGUAUGGUAUAAUUAUAGUGGUGUCUACGUCUGUCAUGUCUGUAGUGUAUCCAAACCAUGGACCACCUGAAAAUGAGAAGGUUGUAGUAAAUAUACACAAGACAUGUAAACGAAAUAAAUAGAUAAAUAAAUGGGAAUAAUUCUAAUAAUCGCACUUAAAUAGAUCAUCAUGGAUUCGGAUACUUCAACGAAUUUACAACGUCUGCCCGACAUGGUAGCGCUACUACUAGAUGAUUUCGUGAAGUAUGCGGUGUCGGCUUCAGGGCUCGUGGUGUUCGUUGUCGUUUUCUUCGUGUAUUGUGUAUGUUGUCAUCGUCGAGAUGGUAGCGAACGCGAUGUCAACCCGGUGCCCUAUGAUUGCCUGUUUAUCGAUACCACAAUUCGCCACACGAUAUCAUUGAUCACGUGGUACUCCCGUGUACGAUUGAGACGUCACAACAUGGACAACGAAAAUAGGAAGCUUCUCAAUGAGAUACUAGCUUUGUGUCAGACUAAAGCAGCACAGCGCCCUCAAGAUCAGCACCCGAUCCUGAUCAGUGCAUCCGUCAACACCAGUCUUGACCUGUUCUUCCGGGUCCAGAAGUACCCACCGGGGUCAGAGGUCAUUGUGACCGCAAUUAACACGUCCAGCACCAUACAAGUACUACUGCAUCAUGGACUUCAGGUAAUUCCUUUGGAUGUUACCAGGGGCCAGCUCUCACCAGACCUUGAGGCCCUGAGGCUUCUCAUCAAUGAAAGCACGGUGGCUAUACUAGUGACGCACCUAUUUGGGCGGGUGUGUGACCUGUCGGCCGUCACCGAACUCGCCCACGAGCAUGGGGUUCAUGUUCUUGAAGACUGUUCCCAGGCUUGCAUGGCGCCAGCCUAUUCCACGAAUCCAGAAUCUGAUCUCGUAUUCUUCAACUUUGGGGUGAUCUACCCGUGCACUGCGUUCGGUGGCGGCAUCACAAGGAUCAAGGAUAAAUAUCUCCUUGAGAAAAUGGACAAACUACAGGAAACAUAUCGCCAAGGAUCUGAAGUAGAAUAUAUCCGAAAGGCUUUUAAUUGCACCUUAACCGCAAAAGCUCUCCAGUAUCCUCGCCUUUUAUCUAUGUUUUCUUCUUUGGCCAGACUUGCUCUUGUUGAUCUCAAAAAGAUCGUCAAUGAUUCCUUAACACCGCCCCCUACGGCUGGUCUGGUGCGUAAUAUGCGUGAGAGGCCUCCAACUUCGAUGACAUUUAUGCUUUUUCAAAGAUUAAAGUAUUUCGACUCGAAUGGCGUGGAGAGAUCGCAAGAUGUCGGGGACUAUGUUUCAGAUAGGCUUCCGCAGGUAGCAGGUCAGAUAGGCAACGACGCCCUCAUUAGAGGAUACUGGCUUUUCCCAAUCCUUGUUGAUGAUCCAGAUGAAGUCUGUCAGCGUCUCAAUCGACUUGGUAUCGCAGCCGCAAGAGGCCUUGCCCAGAUCGAGCUAAUUGUCUCCCCAAGUACCACUCCAGAUGCCCCACCAACAAAUCUGGUAGGCAUCGAUGAGACCCGAUGGCAACCUACCACGGCAUCCUUCAUCAUGGACCACGUCAUCUUCCUUCCCGUCCACCGAGGCGUCCCGAGACACCACCUGGAUCAAGUCUGCCUCGCUGUUGAGAUCGUCCUCAAUAAGCUUGCCAUCCUCGCCCGCUACCACGCCAGCGUUGGUUCGAGACAGAAGGAAACGCAUCAUGGUCCAUAUGGACCGAUCACACCAAGAAGGAACAAGGAAUCGUGUCGGAGAAGGAUGGUCUCGUCUAAUCGAAGCGUAACUUCAAAGACACAGCAGGCCAUCGCAGCUAACGCCAAUAGAAACGAUUUGACAUAGCCAUGAUUCUCAAGUACCGUUCACACUAUUACCUUCCGCCAUGAUCUGAUUACGGAAACCAGUCUCUAUAUAAAAAAAAUAAUUGACUGAAUGUUCCUGGUUAAAGUUCUCGACACGAUUUUGUGUGAGGUUCGACUCGACUUACUUUGAAUCCUGGUGAGCAUUUCAUCUACAUUGCCGUUUGAGUUAUCAGAUCUUACCAUUUUGCAUCAUACUAAUUGGCUUUGAAGCAUAUAAAUAUACAGUAUAUAGAUGUUGACUGUUGCUAUGUUGACUGUAGGAUGUGUCGGAUAAACGUCAAUUCAUGAACGAUCCCCGGAACAAGGACAUCACACAAUUAUUCUGAUGUCACGUUAACUUGGAACCAAUCAAAUACUGCUUGGACCUUCUCAAACAAGAAAGGCCUGUAAUACUAAUUUCUAUUUUAUUUUCGUUUACUUUCUCUUCAAAAGUUCCAUGUGACUAUUACAAAACUCAUAUAACAAUUUCGAAGAUAUACAUGAAACACAUUUUAGGGAUCGAAAAUUAACAUACUAAGUGGUAUGCGGUAUGAUUUAUAUUCAAUCUUUGACAUCAAUUCACAGAAUUUCUAGAGGGAUGUUGCUUUGAAGAGACAAAUAUAAAAAUAACUAAAGAAGCGAGUUGAAGGCACCACAUGGUUACACUGUAAAAACUGUGGUGUUAAAACUGACACCAAUUGGUGUUAAUAGAGGACCACACCCUGAGGUGUUAA
Lytechinus variegatus (green sea urchin) is the source of this 2621-nucleotide messenger RNA. RefSeq lists its product as uncharacterized. Gene Ontology annotation, molecular function: transaminase activity; pyridoxal phosphate binding. Bases 227 to 1888 code for a protein of 553 amino acids. Lineage: Eukaryota; Metazoa; Echinodermata; Echinoidea; Temnopleuroida; Toxopneustidae. The transcript has 4 exons. Gene Ontology annotation, biological process: polysaccharide biosynthetic process. The record is from RefSeq and is a predicted model, not a curated record.